ACCAAGUCCUUCCCGGUUGCAGGUCCCCCCGAGCCCGGGCGCGAGGAGCCGCCGGCCGGAGGCCCGGUCGGGGGGAUGUGGAGCCGGCGCUGCGUCCGCCGCGGGUUCGGGCCGAGGGCGAGCGAGUCCGGGCCGAGGGCGAGCGAGGGCGGGCGCGGGGCCGCUCGGCCGCCCUCCCCGCCUCGCGCCGUAGCGCAGUCCCAAGAUGGCGGCCACCAUGAAGAAGGCGGCUGCAGAAGACGUCAAUGUCACUUUUGAAGAUCAACAAAAGAUAAACAAAUUUGCACGGAAUACAAGUAGAAUCACAGAGCUGAAGGAAGAAAUAGAAGUAAAAAAGAAACAACUACAAAACUUAGAAGAUGCCUGUGAGGACAUCAUGCUUGCAGAUGAUGACUGCUUAAUGAUACCUUAUCAGAUCGGCGAUGUUUUCAUUAGUCAUUCUCAAGAAGAAACACAAGAAAUGUUAGAAGAAGCCAAGAAAAAUUUGCAAGAAGAAAUUGACGCCUUAGAAUCCAGAGUGGAAUCAAUUCAGCGGGUGUUAGCAGAUUUGAAAGUUCAGUUAUAUGCAAAAUUUGGGAGUAACAUAAACCUUGAAGCUGAUGAAAGUUAAACAUUUUAUAAAAUUUUUUUUAAUUUGUUUAAUAAACUUGGAAUAUUGUUUAAAAUGAUAAUUUCCCUUCUUCAAAUGAAAUGGAAAGCAAAACUUUUUUUAAAUUUUUCAUUUAUUUAAUGGAAACUUGCCUAUUUUCACGUCUUGCUUAUUUAUUUUAUAUUUUUAAAAGAAGACAGUAUUCAUCUAUGUAUUUUGCAUAACAAUUAUAUCAAGUGUAGGGGCUUUAUGUCAUGUUAUUAAAAUCAGUUAAGCAAUC
Messenger RNA from Dama dama (fallow deer), 869 nucleotides. RefSeq names its product prefoldin subunit 4 (gene PFDN4). Bases 206 to 610 code for a protein of 134 amino acids. Gene Ontology annotation, cellular component: prefoldin complex; cytoplasm. NCBI's taxonomy places the organism in Eukaryota, Metazoa, Chordata, Mammalia, Artiodactyla, Cervidae. The record is from RefSeq and is a predicted model, not a curated record. Gene Ontology annotation, biological process: protein folding. The transcript has 4 exons.